This is a messenger RNA of Aspergillus clavatus NRRL 1, 1395 nucleotides long. RefSeq names its product annexin. Gene Ontology annotation, molecular function: calcium-dependent phospholipid binding; calcium ion binding. NCBI's taxonomy places the organism in Eukaryota, Fungi, Ascomycota, Eurotiomycetes, Eurotiales, Aspergillaceae. Bases 1 to 1395 code for a protein of 464 amino acids. The transcript has a single exon. Gene Ontology annotation, cellular component: cytoplasm. The record is from RefSeq and is a predicted model, not a curated record.
AUGUCGCACCCGAAUUAUGGUUAUGGCGGACCCCCGCAGGGCCCUUACCAGCAGCAACAGCCGGGCUACUAUCCCCCGCAACAGCCCGGAGGCUACCCGCCCCAGGGACCACCGCAGGGACCACCGCAGCAGUAUCCUGGCCCCGGACAGCACCAGUACCAACAACAGCCCUAUCCUGGUGCCCCCCAACCACACCAGAAUCAACAAUGGUCGGAACACCCCCCGCCACAACCCUACCCUCGCCAAGGAGGCGGUUAUCCUCCCCAGAAUCAGCCACUACAAGGUCAAUAUCCUCCACAGGGCCAAUAUCCCCUGCAACAACACAGCCAGUACCCUCCCCAGCAACAAGGCCAGUACCCUCCCCCAGGAAACUACCCGCCCCAAACCCAAGGCGCAUACCCGCCUCCCCAGCCAAUGCCCAUCCCUCCCUCCCUAGGCUACGAUCCGCACCAAAGAGCUCCCGGCAACGCGACCCGCGAAGCCGAAGCCCUCCGCAAAGCGAUGAAAGGCUGGGGCACGGACGAAAAAGCACUCAUCAACAUCCUCACGAAGCCCGAUCCACUGCAGAUGGCGCUGAUCCGCCACACCUACACUGACCAUAUCGGCCGCAACCUCGAAAAAGACCUGAAGUCCGAGCUCUCGGGGAAUCUGGAAGACGUGCUACUAGCACUCGCCCGGGGUCCCCUGGACCAGGACGUGGUAUACGCCCACGACGCGAUGUCCGGACUCGGCACGAACGAGAAGGCGCUGAACGACGUGCUGCUGGGCCGGUCGAACGCGGACCUGCGCGCGAUCAAGUACGCGUACGUUGCCAAGUACGAGAAGGCGCUCGUCGACGACAUCAAGAGCGAUCUAUCGGGUAAGACGGAGCAGUUCUUCGUGAUGUUGCUGAACGCGACGCGGCCAGAGCCCGGGGCGUACGUGGAUCCGCAGUCUGUGGACGCGGAUGUGCGCGAGAUCCAUCAGGCGACGAAGGCGCGCAGCGGGACGGAUGAGACGGGCGUCUCGGCGGUGUUUCUGGGGGCGUCGGAUGCGAAGCUUGUGGCGAUUGCGCAGGCGUUCGAGACGCGGUAUCAUACGAGCUUGGAGGCGUUGAUCAAGGAUGAGUUCUCGGGACAUCUGCGGGAGGCGUUUCUGUCGAUGUUAGCGAAGGCGCGAGAUCCCGUGGGCCACGAUGCAGAUACGAUCCUGGAGUGUCUACCUGUUGGGGGAGGUGCGGAUCUCAAGCGCUUGAUUUACUGGGUUGUCCAUCUGCAUUGGAACCCGCCGCAUUUUGCGGCUGUCAAGGGACGGUUGAGGCAGAAACUGGGCCAUGAUAUUGGGGCUCAGUGGAGAGGAGCGAUUUCCUCGGGGGAUUUUCAUGAAGCUAUGCGUCAGCUCUGGAAUGGUGUAUGA